AGCUCAACUGAAGAUGUGGACGGGACUGGAUGUAGUUUGUAGCUAGUUUCCUCUGAGAUUUGAGCUGUGAAUGGAGAUCCUGUUGCAUCAGUCUGAUUUCUCAUCGCAUUUUCUUCAGGUGUCGCUUUUGAAACGUCAGGAAUAUAGCGGUUAUCCUGGUAACGCCUGUAAACAAAGCAGCUGCAAACUUAAUCAGACAUUACAGGAGAAACAUAGGACUGAGAUCAUCCCUCAAACCUCAGAAACCAGACUCGUCUCAUCUCUGAACUGAGAAGAUGAGUGAAAACCCUCUGAUGAAGUACGAGCUGCAGUCUCUGGCUCCUGUCUCGGGCCCCGGGGCCUCGGCGGGGCUCCUGCUGGCUCCGGACAUAGAGCAGAUCACGGCUCUGUGUUUCGUGGGACUAUUGCUGAUGUUUUUGGUGUUUCUGCUGGUGCGCUGUUUCCGGAUUCUCCUGGACCCCUACAGCAGCAUGCCGUCCUCAUCCUGGUCUGAUCCUAAAGACGGUCUGGAGCGGGGACAGUUCGAUUACGCGCUGGUCUAGAAAUACAGCAAUCUCACAAACCUGUCAAGAACAUAUUUAACCUCCAAAACUAAA
Messenger RNA from Carassius carassius (crucian carp), 596 nucleotides. RefSeq names its product cortexin-1. NCBI's taxonomy places the organism in Eukaryota, Metazoa, Chordata, Actinopteri, Cypriniformes, Cyprinidae. The transcript has 3 exons. The record is from RefSeq and is a predicted model, not a curated record. The coding region runs from base 276 to 542 and encodes 88 amino acids.